AUGGAUAAUCUGGAUGUUCUGUCCCGUGAUUUCGGGCUCGGGACCAGUGGAAAAGCAAACCCCAUGAGGUCCUUACUGGCCGAUAGGAGAGGCGCCGGCGAUCCGUUGUUCCAGAACGUCAUCGGCGGUUGGAGCAAGUACCCGCCGAGUUCGAACUCCAAUGGUAAUCAAAAGCAGUCAGGACUGGGCGAUUUGAACUACGAUUCUGUUUUCCAGUCGACAGCGAAGAAAAGUAACGACAAAGUUAAUUUUUCGCCAUAUGCGGCGCAUGAUAAACAGGCGUAUGAUAACGAUGCAUUUGAAGGAUUACCUGGGGUGAGAAGCGAGACUGGAGGAUUAACAACGAAGUUUUAUGACGACGUGUUUGGAUCGAUGUCGACGCCUGCAACUGCAAUUGGGAGGAGUCAGAAUCGAAACAGUAAUUUUGAUGAUUUGUUGGGAAAUAUUGGGAGGAACAGGAAGAUUGUUGAGAAGAACAAGACCACUAGUGUUAAGAGCAGCAUGAAUUCAAAAGGAUUUGAUGAUUUUUUGGCUGGAUUUGGGAGUGAAAAUUCAGACGCAGCAGCUAGGUCGGUACCAGAGUCAAGGUGGAGGUCUGUACCAAAUGCUGGUUCUAACAAGCAGGGGAAUAUCCUAGGUGAUCCUUUUAUAGUUCUUGAAUCAAGUUCAACUCCAAACUCAUCAUCUGGAAGGUCCGGGCCACUAGAAGAGAUUGGUAAGCUCAAUAAAUCAAGAAGCACACGAGUUGAAGCUCCGCCUGAUGGUGGAACAUUUGAUCACCUAGAUCUCCUUAGUAAUAUUGGAAAACAUGCACGUUCAUUCCCCCAUGUGAAGGAUAAUGGAGGGAAGUAUGGGAAUUCUAUAUCAACAUCCGAAUCUGCUACUGCCAAAGAGCCUAUGGGUAACUCUUCUUUUGGAUUUCCAAAGAGAAACAUGAAGAAAAAAGUUUCUGUAUAUGCUUUUCAGGAACCUCCCUCAUUCGAUAGGCCAAAUGUACUUACCGUUUUUCAGACAUUUUCUGAUCAAGCUGCUUCUUCUCUGCGACCCCAUGAAACCAGCCCACAGGUUGAUACACCUACUACAUUGGGACAAGGACAACAAAUUGAUGAUGUUUGGUUCACUGUGUCGUAUAUAUCUCUUUUUACACAACCUUCAACUGCUCCACCCCCAUCACGACCUCCUCCCUGCAUUCCUCGUCAAACGUCAAGGCUGGAAACAAAAUCCUCUUCAUCAAGGUUCAGAAGGAAAGGUGGUGAAGUUUCUUCCCCGUCAAGUUAUAUUCAUUGUUCUCAAAGUUCUAAUCUGACCAAGGAUGAAUCCAGCAGUCUUCCAACUUCAUUGUACAGUGAACUUGCGAAAUUAUCUACGGGGAGGCCACACAACAAUUUUCAAGAAAGUGUCAACCCUUAUCAUAAUAAGAAUGCUGAUUCCUUCUCUAUUGCUGCUGAAUCUGCUGCUGCUAUUGAGGAAGCUAUGGAUAAAGCCGAGGCAAAGUUUAGGCAUGCUAAGGAAGUGCGUGAAAGAGAGCAUGCAAGGUCUGCUAGAAAUAAGGAGCAUGAGCGGGUGGAAAAGGAUGAGCGACAGGCACAAUUUAGAGAAUUUAGGGAAACCCAGGUGACUUCAGAACGAGAAAGGAAACAUAAAGAAGAAGAAAGAGAGCAAAGGCAACUUGAGAAAGAGAGAUUAAGAGAGACUGAAAUGGAGAAGGCUAGACAAGCAGUAGAGAGGGCAACUAGAGAAGCACGUGAAAGAACAGCUACUGAAGUGCGUUUAAGAGCUGAAAGAGCUGCUGUUGCGAAAGCAAAUGCUGAAGCUCGAGAACGUGCUGAAAGGGCAGCAGUACAUAGGGCUCAAACUGAAGCUCGGGAAAGAGCUGCUGCAGAAGCAAAAGAGAGAGCAGAUAAGGCAGCUGUGGAAGGUAGGGAAAGGGCUCUUGCAGCAGAAUUGAGGGAGAAAGAAGUGCAGAAGAUAGCUGCUGUGUCAAGGGCCGCUGCUGAAUCUAAGCACCAAGCUGAACGAGCUGCUGUUGAGAGAGCUGCAGCUGAGGCUAGAGAGAGAGCAGCUGCACAAGCUCGAGAAAUGGCAGCUUCAGCUGCGAGGAUGAAUCAGCAGAAGACUGGUAAUGAUCUUGAAUCCUUUUUCAGCAUGGGCCGAGGAAGUAGGGCACCAAGGGCAAGCUCAAACACAACUGAUCCUUUCUUUGAUCAACAGCUCCACAGAAAGGUAGGAUCUGAUGCUGCAAAGGCACCUCCAUAUUCCAGUGGAGCCUCUACCACAAAGAAAGCUUCUUCAGCCACCAAUCUUGUUGAUGAUCUAUUUUCUGUAUUUGGAGCUGCCCCAUCUGGGGAAUUCAAGGUGGUAGAAGGGGAGCCUGAUGAAAGAAGAAAAGCUAGAAUGGAGCGCCAUCAGCGUACUCAAGAGCGGGCGGCCCAAGCAUUGGCUGAAAAGAACCAGCGGGACCUUCAAACUCAAAGAGAGCAAGAAGAAAGACAAAGGAUUGCUGAGACAGCAGACGUUGAAAUCAGGCGAUGGGCUGCUGGCAAAGAAGGCAACCUGCGAGCUCUUCUGUCAACUUUACAAUUUGUUCUUUGGCCAGGGUGUGGUUGGCAGCCUGUUUCGUUGACAGAUUUGAUUGUCACUGCCUCAGUUAAAAAAGCAUACAGAAAAGCUACACUUUGCAUUCAUCCCGACAAGGUGCAGCAAAAAGGUGCUACACUUCAACAGAAGUAUGUCGCCGAAAAGGUCUUUGACCUGCUAAAGGAAUCCUGGAAUAAAUUUAACUCCGAGGAGAUCUUCUAGACACGGUCACAGAUUCUUAUCAAUCUCCCGGAUCCUCUGAACACCAUUCAGUGGUGCUUAAUUCUCGAACUUACCUCAUAGAUAUGCCUGCGACGAGGCACCAUUGCAAGAGUGGGUAGCAGAAAGAUGCACUAUACUAUAUAGAUGCUCGGAUAGUUUCUACAUUUAAUGACAACCUUGUACAUCAUAUGCCAAAGACACAAUCGAUGCAGUACUCAGCCAGACUGAAUAUCUCAUUAUUUGAAUUCUUACACUGCUGCUAUCGCAGCCGACGACAAUGGUCAGAGACCGGCACCAGAUACACCACCAUUCAUUUGGAUUCUACCUGUGAAAUCUCCACCCUGGGUUCGGCCGAGCUUCGUCUAUUUUGUUUUUUGUGAAAAUUACAGAGGAGUUGCUGUGGACAUUGUAAGGAUGUGUGCUACUACUAUAUGUCCAAUGUAUUUCGUCUUUCUCAGCACAUGACAUACAGAACAUCUUUUAUAUUCCAAA
This is a messenger RNA of Andrographis paniculata, 3291 nucleotides long. Its product is annotated as auxilin-related protein 2-like. The record is from RefSeq and is a predicted model, not a curated record. Gene Ontology annotation, cellular component: cytoplasm; vesicle; intracellular membrane-bounded organelle. NCBI's taxonomy places the organism in Eukaryota, Viridiplantae, Streptophyta, Magnoliopsida, Lamiales, Acanthaceae. Bases 1 to 2799 code for a protein of 932 amino acids. Gene Ontology annotation, molecular function: clathrin binding. The transcript is spliced from 9 exons. Gene Ontology annotation, biological process: clathrin-dependent endocytosis; clathrin coat disassembly.